Sitodiplosis mosellana (orange wheat blossom midge) is the source of this 4287-nucleotide messenger RNA. RefSeq lists its product as uncharacterized. The coding region runs from base 1036 to 3831 and encodes 931 amino acids. The record is from RefSeq and is a predicted model, not a curated record. The transcript has 8 exons. Gene Ontology annotation, biological process: vesicle-mediated transport. NCBI's taxonomy places the organism in Eukaryota, Metazoa, Arthropoda, Insecta, Diptera, Cecidomyiidae.
UGUUCGUGUGUGUGUGUAUGUGUAAAAUUGACGUUUCACAUAAGUGUAAACCAAUGUUUCAAAGAUAUAGUGUUUCGUGCUGUUCUUCGUCGAUUACUCUUGUUAUUGUUGUUGAUUUUUUCUUCAUUUUCUGUAUGUGAAGCUAAUAAUUUGCUGACGAAAUCUUAUCGAUGAGAUAUCAAGUGUUGUUAGAGUGAAACCGCACAAACCUAUCUCGAUGACAAGAUCUCAAUUUUCAUGUAACAUUCGAGCGGUGAUUCGAUUUAGAACAGUUUGUCAUGCGAAUGAAGAAUUGUGCAGUGGCCGCAGAAAAACAGACCAAGUAAACAGAAGACGCAUCACAAAACAAAACAAACAACACACCGAUGACAGUCGAUGUUUCCAUUGUUCAAUAGGCGAAUGCAUUUGGGAGAGUACAAUCAUGCGCGUUGUAUUGAAAUUUUAUCGAAAGAAGGAAUAGUCAUUUGCCAGUGUAUUUGUUAUCUAGUCCUCUCGUCCACACCAAAUUAAAUAAAACAUUUUAAAAAAGUGACGUGAUUUUAUGGGAAAAGGUGUGUGAGUGUGUGAAACACCUCGAUGUUAAAAUAUUAAAAAAAAACAAGGCGAUACACAAAAAUUUUCCACACUCAAAAAUUCUCAAUCAAAAUUGAAAGGCACAAUAACGCAUAUUUGCGUAUUUUUCGUCGUGUCUCAGUCUCUAUCUUUCCGCUCCGGUCACAAAAACAUGACAACAAACCAAUAAUCGAAAACUUAAUCACGCUAGUAAACACGGAUUGUACACAUAUAUCUUUCGUUGUUCGUUUUAUUUCUCGUGUGUUCACAUUCACCGACCGAUGCACAAAUUAUUAUUAUUGUUAUCACAAAGAAACAGUGUGUCCACGGCGUAGAAAUCAGCUAACUCAACUCACCUAAUUGAAUAAACAAAAGCUGGCGUUCGGAAACGGGAAACAUAAACGUCAACCGUAAUUGCAACAAUUACAAACGUUCAGAUUCCAUCAGUACGGAGUGGAUUACAGGCGAAAUAGCGAUAUCGCCAUGGCCAAGGAAAUGAUGAUUGUUUUUGUCUACGACACCGAGUGUUGUCAGAAAGAAGAAGACGAUCCAGCUGAUGCCGUUCUCUAUUUUCAUCCAACAUGGGUAUCGGACACACAGAAAUUUUCACUUUGCGGCCAACUCAUGGGCACCGUUCAUUUUCUACGCGAAACAUUUGGCACAGCCAACGUGAUUUCACUACAGAAUGGCAAAUUUGUACUCAAAGAAUUUGGACGAUUUGUUCUGGCGGUUGGAACCGACAGAAAUGUAAGCCAGUCACUGUUAGAGCAUCGAGCCGAAUUGUUGAGCUCAUUACUUCGAUUGUUCCAUUGUGAUAUUCAAACAAUUCACGAUCAGUUCUCCGCUUCCGGUCAAUAUAAAAAUAUUUCGGAGAAAUUAUAUCACAUAUUCGAAACGUAUCUACCAAUUUUACAGUACAAUGGAAACAUUUUCCAAAAUAUGCCGAUAUCAAAGUUGCCAAAGAGUGCAAGUAAUAUAUUCUUGGAAGCAAUACAUACGUUGCAGAGUUGUCAGCGUGCCAUUGGAGUAUUGGGUGGUGCAAUAUUGUAUCACAAUAAAAUAAUCGCCACGCAGCUGCACUCAAAGUUGGUGAAAAAUUUAAUUUUAACCGAUCCGCAUCGUAUAAAAUGCACGGCCGAAUCGAUUUCGGUGAAAUUUCAUGUGCCAGUUGGUUGUCAAUUGAUAACGAUUUACAUACCACAGAGUGAAUAUGAUGACUUAGUGCAAAAUUCCGAGCGAAUUCAGAUGAUGUGUGCCAAUCAAGAGAAUGUGAAUGCAACUGUGAAUGGAACAACGGCCGUUGUGAACGGUAUCAAUGCAUAUCCACCGAUUCAAUUCAAAAAGAAAAUUAUGAAACGCGAUAAAUCUAUUGUAUUCACAAAUAUUCCGGAGGAACAUGCAGAGCACACAGAGGUAGCAUCAACGAGUGAAGGCAGCAGUAAAAUGGGCGGGGAAAAAUCGAAUAAUGAAUUGAAAAACAAUGAGAAUCCAUUGAAAUUCACGCCACAGCCAGCGACCGUUCGUCCGAAUCAUUUGCCGUUGCGUUUUAAAAAUAUCACCUCAAAAGACAUUCCAGAGAGUGGUUUUAGCAGUUCAAUUACGUUCGAUGAACAGGACAGUUUUCCACAGUUUAUUGGACGCACGAGUGUGUGUUCGACACCGAUGACUGAAAACAAAGUAUUACACGGAAACAUUUUGCCCAUUUGUGCUAAUCCGUUCAACGAAAAAAAUGCCAUUCCAAAGGAUAAUAGCUCAAAAUCGAUCAUAGUCAAUGAACCGCCACCUCCACCACCGCCAAUCGUAAACAAUCAGGUCUCACCAAAAGAAAAGAAAACUGUCAAUCAGGAAAAACCCGAAGGGAAAUUCUUCGAAGUAUCCGAUCGCUUCCUUAGUAACACAGCCGGCAAUCCAUUUGCACAGCAAGUGCGACGCAAUUCACUGGUUGAUAUCACCGAAGCAUUUCGAAAGUUCUCCAAACACUUAUCUUUGCGCCCGAUCAGCACUGGCUUCGCCAAUUUCAUGGACGAAUGUGACUAUAUUGCCGAUGGCAAAAUCUAUUCGUAUGGAAAGGUAGAUGGCGUACAGGAUGACCUGAGCAUCGAUUAUGAUGCCGAUGUUAUCGAUGAUGUUGUACCAAAUAAUCGAUAUCGAACUAUCACUGAUCCAACAUAUCCAGUAUUCAAUAGCCUUGGCAAACCAAUAUCACGGUUUCUCUUCGACGAAAUCGUCAAUCAGCAAAACAAGAACGAAAUCAAUGCGAAGAAUUUGAACGUUAAUUUCAAUUCGUUCGAUGAGCAGCCGCAAACCAUUCGAAAUGACUUGAAAUCGGCGGAUAAUGAGAUGAAAGUGGAAAAAGCGAUAAAAUCACUGGAAAAGUCACCAAUGCCACCAAACAAUAAUAUCAAUCGAAAAUCAUUGUCGUUGCCGUUGAAAUCGUUGACGAAUAAUGGUGAUGCAAAAAAUAACAUCAACACGGCCAUUGUGCCCAGCGACACAGCGAACACGAAGAGUAUCUUCGAUAAACCAGAAGAACGACGAAAAUUAACCGGCAUUCAGUUGACGCCAUUGAUAACGAAACUAUCCAUUUUGGCCAUGAGCGAAGAUCGCUCAAACUCAUUUUCCACAUGGGACACAACGCCCGGCAUUGAGCUGGCCACACCACUUGAUAGUGGUAAAUUAUUCCGACGAAGAUCUUCAGUGAAAGCAGACGAAACUGACCAAGUUCGGGGCUCCAUCGAAACAAAAAGCUCUUCCGAAUGCUCGAACGAUGAUGGAGACUUGAGGAAAGUAGAACUGUUUAUUUGUGGCCAAAAUAAUAUGACCAUGCUAUUGGUGAUUAAGGAGAACUUCGGCCAAAAACAUGAACACAUUCAAGCAAUGUUCGAUGUUUGUGUGUCGAAAUUACCUCGAUUAGAGUCGAAUCUGAAUCAAAUUCUCAAUGUGAACAUGAACGGCGACAAAACGGAUGGCGGCUACAGUUUCUUCUGUGUUGAUCAAGAAUGGGACACUCUAUCUCGGGGUGGCCCAUGGUCUAGUAGCGACUUGAAUUCCCUUGAGUAUGUUCGCGACGAUCUGCAAUCGAAUCCGAAAUUGCAUAGUAUUACAGUGAGAGGUGACGAAUCAGUGAUUUAUGGUCACCGAAACAUUGGAUCAAAUGUAUUUUACAAGCAAUCGGCUCAGUCGCUAUGUGGGCUCCCGGCUCCCGUUGAUACGAUGGGCACUAUAUCGAAGCAUGCUCGUCGGUCGCUUGAACGUGAUCAUUCAGUGAUUCUGUUCUAAAUUAAUCGUUUAGAAUCUAGAGAAAACUCAAACAGUAAAAACGUUCCUUCUUUUUGCAGCAAUUUUACUUUUUUAUUAGAGAAUUUUGCCAGUACUCGUGUAAUCACAAACGCAGUUUUUUUUAAUGUGUUAAGCGUAUAGUUGUUACUUAAAGCUUUUUGUGGUAAUUUAACCCUAGUUCUUAAAUGUGAUACAAACAUUUUAUUUUUUACCUAGAAGCAAAUGUUGGAUUUUAAAUUUCAUUGAUGAAAGGAAAGAGAGAAAAAAAAAACACGGAACAAAAUGAAAUUCUAAAUUGAGCAUAAUUCAAUUUUAAGUGGUUGGAGACCAUUUUAGUAUUAUUCAUGUCUUUGAAAUGUUCAAAGAUCAAGCCAAAAACAUUAUCGAGUGAUAAUAAUACUUCAAAUGAAUGAAAUAAUGAUUUUACAAAAUAAAACUGAAAUUAUUGCAAUAAAA